AACUACACUCAGUUCAGAUCAGAGGAAGUUCUUUCUUUAGACACGACCAGCCCUUCCUGUCUGAAGAAAGAGCUGUAACUAUAUAAUGAAGAGAAAGACUGACAGAAACAGAAAAUGGCUGAUCAGUGUGAUCUGUGUCUGCUGGGACUGAUCAUUCUCUCUUCACUUCUCACAGGUACCAGUGGAGUGAAUGAGACUCAUGUGUUCAUCAGUUCUGGUGAAAAUGUCCGUCUGCCCUGUAAUAAUGCUCUUUCUGACUGCAAAUCAACACACUGGAUCUACAGUAACAGAUCCACACAUUCAACAGUUGAACUGAUUAAAGGAGGAAUAAAGAAUAAAGUCACAGAGAGACAUGAGAGACUGAGUCUGGGGUCUGACUGCUCUCUGAACAUCAAGAACAUCACAGAAGAAGAUUCUGGAUUAUACACCUGCCAACAAUGGACAGGUCCGAAAGGACAACAACAACAAGGAACUGAUGCACGUGUUUAUCUGGAUGUUCUUCAUGUUUCAGUGUCUCCAUCAUCAUCAUCAUCAUCCUCACAGACUGAGAUCAGUCCAGGUCGCUUUGUGACUCUCUCCUGUCAGUUGUAUUCAUAUGAUGAAUUCUCCUGUGAUUAUUGGGUCCGUUAUGAGGGACUUCAGCUGUUGUGGGUGAAUCAGGCUGGUGUUGAUCUGAAGACAGACUCCAGAUAUCAGAUAUCAUCAGAUCACUGUAUCAUCACUCUGACUACAACACUCCUGAAUGAAGAUGACAACAGAGAGUGGAGAUGUCAGCUUACUCUCAGAAAUCAACUCCAGACCUCAGUCAGAUACACUGUCAAGUAUUCAGUUGUACCAUCAACUACAGCAUCAACACUGACUCCAACCUCUCUAGUGAUUGUGAUUGUUGUCGCUUCAUUCGCUGUUCUCCUUCCUGCUCUUAUUCUCUGGAUGAUUUGCAGAAAAAGAGACGAUAACAGAAGAGGAACUGAUGACUCUGAGGAGCUGAUAUAUGAUGAGACUUACACUGAGGUCACUUAUACUGAGGACUACAGUAAAAACAAGUGAGAAAGAACAAGGUUCGCUGUGAUGAUAAAGUGACUUAUGCUUCCAUCAGAGGAGCAAAAGCUGGAUCUCAGGAAAACUGCAGUGAACUUUAUGCCUCUGUGAACAAGAACCAUCACAAAUCAGUCAAAUAAUGACACAAAAACCACAUGAGCAGAAGAAUAUGAAUCUAAUAGAACUGAGUCCUAAUGGUGUCAUUCAGUGCCAUUAUAAAUACUUUCAAUGUCUUUUACAUGUUCACAAACAAACCCAAGUGAUGCUCUGA
This is a messenger RNA of Megalobrama amblycephala (Wuchang bream), 1309 nucleotides long. RefSeq names its product coxsackievirus and adenovirus receptor homolog. Gene Ontology annotation, molecular function: MHC class II protein binding; protein tyrosine kinase binding. The transcript has 8 exons. Bases 115 to 1047 code for a protein of 310 amino acids. Gene Ontology annotation, cellular component: external side of plasma membrane; membrane raft. NCBI's taxonomy places the organism in Eukaryota, Metazoa, Chordata, Actinopteri, Cypriniformes, Xenocyprididae. The record is from RefSeq and is a predicted model, not a curated record. Gene Ontology annotation, biological process: interleukin-15-mediated signaling pathway; positive regulation of ERK1 and ERK2 cascade; T cell activation.